Molecule: messenger RNA, 1292 nt
Organism: Halichondria panicea
Lineage: Eukaryota; Metazoa; Porifera; Demospongiae; Suberitida; Halichondriidae
Exons: 1
Coding region: 86-1207 (373 amino acids)
Source: RefSeq, a predicted model, not a curated record
ACCUGACACAAAGGAUGUGGGCGGGAUAGACACUUAAGAUUAAAGCAAAGCUUCAGUACAGUUAAACAUUUAGGACUAAGUAAUAAUGUCUAAAUCCAUUUCUGAGAAACAAAAGAAGAGGAAAAGGUCAUCAUCAUCGUCUGCUACACCAACUACUCCAGAGCCAACUAACCUCUUGGAUGUUAUAAGAAAAAUUCAGAACCACCCAGAAUUCAAGGAUUGGACUGAUGAUGCAGCAAAACAGAGAGCCAAGGAGUUGACAGACCCUGUCGAAUUGAAUAUAGUCUUCAGCCAUCUCCUUGAUGACCGUUUUGCUGAUCAAGUUGCUCAAAUUGGACUGGAAGCAACUGAGACAGAUCAUGGCAAAGAAUUUGUUUCAUCAAAAGAAGUGUAUGCUGCAAAAGGCAGGGCAGCAAAGCAGUUUGAAAUUGCAACUAAAAUGCCUAUAAAGCUUCACCUCACUGAGCUAAGCAGAGAACACCGUCUACCAAAGCGAUUCAUGGAUCGAUUUACAAAAACUCUGUCUAUGGCAUACGGUCCACUACAUGCUGCCCUGGUCAUCGGAGAUGUCACACUGGAAUGGAAUGAUACCAGCCUAGUAAUACCGCAACGUGGUUGGACAGAACCAGAUUUGCAGAUGGACAUUACCAAGGAGACGGCUGCAAUGAAAUCAAUCACACGAAAAGAGGUGGACAUGAAAGCUUCAGUUGACACUCUCAACUACAAGAAGCAAAUGGAAUUGGUCUACCACACCACCGUGAGUCAAGCUAAACUGAUUCAAAAUCUCAUUGAGGUCAUCUCAAAGUACAACCGCCUCUAUACAUACCAUGUAUUUCGACGAAAUUGUCAGACUUUUGUCGUUGAUGCAAUGAACGCAAUGGGGAUAAAAGAGAUACCGAAAAUGACAGGGAAACUUAAAGAUUACUUCACUGAGUUGAGAAAAGGAAUAAAGCGUGUUCCGGAUGAAUUUCAAACACACGAGGAGCUCGAUCGAUACGUCCGAGACUCACAGAGCACUGGGGAGUUUGCCAACCUAACACAGCAUGACAAAGAGUAUCUUCUCUGUCUUUACUUCAAGUUUCAUCUCGAAGAUCUAAGCAAUGAAGACGAUGAAAGCGAAUUGUGCAGGUUUCCUAACUGUAUGAAAAACAAAGUAGAUGCAGCUAUCGAUGGACCAAUUAAAUUGGAUGAGUAUACUGCAGAUUAGAGAACGUGUAUAAUUUAUAUGAAGUACGUUGUUAUUAUAAACACUAUCAUGUGGACACAAACACAGUAGAUUUCACUUUAUCUGC